This is a messenger RNA of Saccostrea echinata, 1533 nucleotides long. Its product is annotated as vesicular glutamate transporter 3-like. The transcript is spliced from 11 exons. The record is from RefSeq and is a predicted model, not a curated record. Gene Ontology annotation, cellular component: excitatory synapse; synaptic vesicle membrane. Gene Ontology annotation, molecular function: L-glutamate transmembrane transporter activity; neurotransmitter transmembrane transporter activity. Gene Ontology annotation, biological process: synaptic transmission, glutamatergic; regulation of synapse structure or activity; neurotransmitter loading into synaptic vesicle. The coding region runs from base 13 to 1533 and encodes 506 amino acids. NCBI's taxonomy places the organism in Eukaryota, Metazoa, Mollusca, Bivalvia, Ostreida, Ostreidae.
UUAGAUUGUACUAUGGGAUGUCCAAAAAGAAUAACCGUUUCCCUCCUGUCUUUUCUGGGUUUCCUAAUCCUCUUUGGAUUUAGGACUGUUAUCACCAUGAUAAUGAUCUACGUCAUAAAAGACAACGACAAUAACAGGGCAACAUUAUAUAAAGAGUGCACCAUCAAUGGAACAGCGUUUGACCUCCAUUUAGACUGGAGUGUAGCCACUUCUCAGUACUUUAACACUGCCUACUUUAUAGGACAAGUCAUCUCCCAACUGCCGGGAGGAAUCUUAGCUGCCCGAUUCUCUCCAACAAAACUGUUCGGAGGAGCGGUAUUUAUCAGUGGAGGAUGUUUCUGGGUUUUAGCAUUUUUAAUGAAGUAUAGUCCAGUCGUGGUGUUUGUGAGCAGAUUUAUACAAGGCCUUGUAGAGGGUGUAUGUCAACCUGCCAUGAGUUCUGUUGUUUCCGCUUGGGCUCCAAAGUCAGAACGGACUAGAAUUGUGGGAUUCUCUUACUCAGGUAUCUAUCUAAGUACUACAGUCGCCUCUGUGAUAACCGGGGCCACCACGUGUUACGUCAGUUGGAACGCCGGACUUUUCAUUUACGGUGGUUUAGGCAUCAUGUGGUCACUGUUUUGGCUCUGUACAAUUUACGACAGUCCAACACUUCAUCCCUCUCUAGACGAGAAAGAGAAUCGCAUUUUCGAGGAAGAAGGUUCUCAUGUUCAAGUUGCAUCUGCAGCUGUGGCUAAAAACAUUCCUUGGACACGAAUCUUCACAUCUGCUCCUGUCUGGGCAUUAUUCCUCGCUAAUUUCACACGGUCUUGGGUUCUUGCUACGAUGGUAACCGAAAUACCUCAGUACUUCGCUGAUGUCUUUAGGCUCAAUGUGGCAUCGAUUGGAUUCCUAACAGCUUUUCCUCCAGUCCUGAUGGUUGUUUCUAUAAUAUUUAGUGGGAUCCUUUUUGACAAAUUAAUCAAAACAGAAAAAAUUUCAGUCACAUUUGGCCGAAAAUUGGCAAUUUCAAUCGGGUUUGGGUCUGAGGCUGUCGCUAUCUUAAUUUUGGGUUUUGUCAGAAGUUAUCCAGCAGCGUGUUUCCUAUUAAUUGUAGGAGAAGGAAUGGCGGGCAUAGGAAGUCCAGGUUAUAAAGUAAAUCCAGUAGACUUAGCACCUCAAUAUUCCAGUGUUCUGGUGGGGCUAGUGAGACUGGGUUUGUUAGGUGCUACCAUAAGUACAGCGAUGGCUGGAGCCCUCAGGCAAAAGAAUAUGGAGUCUUGGAGGCGGAUAUUAGUAAUUACAGGAUCCAUACAUUUGUUUGCUGUGAUAUGUUUUGCUAUAUUUGGAUCUGGAAGAGAGCAAGAUUGGGCCAAGUCAGGGUAUACCGAGAUUAAAAUUCCAGAAAAAGAAAAUAUAAGCACGUAUGGAUCUACCUCUGAAACCCCACAGAUUAAAACAGAUAUGAAUGGAAUAAUAUACAGCAACGAUAGCAAAUCUCAAAAUGGUCAUGUAACUAUUCUAAACAAUUCCAGUCAACAAUCAAACAGUAAAUAG